GCUCGGGGUCCGGUCCGUCAGGGGCUGUGGAGUAUCCUUGUGGCUCGGCCGCGUUGUUUAUAAGUGGCUCUUAACAAACCGGAGAAGCCGAGGUGACGUCUUCAACUAAAAAUCAGCCACGUGUUUUACUUGUGCCCGCAGGUGUUCCAAUGUUCAAUUCAGUCACCGUUACAGAUCGAAGUGUGACGGCUGAGCCAGGUGAUAGGAAGAGUCGCUCGUACACGCGCUGACGAUCGAUGUGCCAAGCCCGAAGCGGCCCCCCCACUUCACCUUGCUAUCCGCGCCACAAUGGCGGCGUUGCUGCUGCUGAAGGCGCUGUGCGCGCUGGCCAUGUUCGUGCUCAUGUCGCUGGGCUGCCUGCUACCCGUGUGGCUGCUGCGCCGCGCGGAGGCGGCUGAGUCGCGGCGCGCCCGGCGCCUCAUGGCGGCCGCCAACACCUUCGCCGGUGGCGUCUUCCUCGGCACCUGCUUCUGCGCCCUGCUGCCCUCCGUGCGCGAGAAGGCCUUCAUCGUGGGGAAGGCGAUGGGCCUCCCGGAUCAGUACCCCCUGGCCGAGUGCUGCAUGGUGCUCGGCCUGCUACUCACGCUGCUGUUGGAGCAGCUGGUGCUCGUCUGCCGGCGCUCCGAGCCACCCCCGCGCGCCGCCUACGUGGGGCUCGACUCGCUCGACGGAGACGCCGGUGCCGACUCGGACACGGAGGCCGAGGAGGAGGACGCCGACGAGGCCGGGUCGCCGGCGCCGCUCAAGCACGUCCGUCCCCCGCCCGGCCGUCGCCAGCAGCAGCCGCGGCGCCACCGCCACCACCGCCACCACCGCCAGCAGCCGCAGCAUGGGCACGGCCACGGCCACUUGGACGCGGCCGAGCUGGCCGAGUCGAGCUCGCUGCGCCUCGCCGUGCUCGUCCUCGCGCUGUCGGCGCACUCGGCCUUCGAGGGUGUCGCGCUCGGCCUGCAGGAGACGGCGGCCAAGGCCGCGGGGCUGGCGGUGGCGGUGGGCGUGCACGAGACGCUGGCGGCGGCGGCGCUGGGCGCGAGCAUGGCGCGCGCGGGGCUGGCGCCCUGCCGCGCCGCGCGCCUGGCCGCCGCAUUCUGCGCCGCCAUCCCCGCGGGUGUCGCCAUCGGCACCGCCGUGGAAAACGGCGCCGCGGGGCUGGCCGGCGAAGCCGCCUCGCUGGUGCUGCAGGGCCUGGCCGCCGGCACCUUCCUGUUCGUCGCCUUCCUGGAGGUGCUCGCCAAGGAGAUGGCGCACGGGCAGCGCGACCGCGUGCUCAAGGUCGCCUUGCUGGCGGUCGGGUACGCGCUGCCCGCCGGGCUGGCAUUCAUGCACUGGUGAUGCGCGCGGUGCCACCGCCGCCACUGUGCUGGUUACAACCCGGCACGCCGGGACGGGAGACCCGUGCGCGCCGGUCCUUCGGCGUGGCCUCGGGUAGUUGUGGAGAAAAAAAAUGGAUGACAUUUCAUGUUUGCACCAUUCUCAUAGCGCAAGGCUAUCUUGAAGGAAGGUGCUGCCGUGUUUCACAGGCAUCGUCUGCAGUGGUUUAAAAGUAUGGGGUGAUGUUGCUCCGUGGUUUCACGCAUUUAAAUCAUUUGCAAGUAAUUUUCGGAACGUGGCAAAUUCGGACCGCGACGCCACCACAUGCUGCCUACUAUUUCUUGAAAAUCGUCACAGGAUAUUCAAUAUCCACUGCGAUGCAGGUGGACCACAAGUCCAGUUAAACACACGCGCAGUAGCAAUCGGGAGGGCAAGCAAAUGUUUCCAUGGCGGUUGGAGCGCAUAACCCGGAGCCCUUUAUUUCUUAUUGCUUGUUUAAAUGCGUUACCUGGGUUCUGCUUAGAACAGCCAAUUCCCAAAAAGAAGGUCGCGAGUUUGAAUCCAAGUAUAGGGGGCGGUGGACAGAAUUCAAUGUUUUAUCCAUCCUGGGUCAAAAGAAUGUCACCUUGUGGAAAGCUGAUAGGAGUUGUCCUUUGGAGUCACUGGUCCCACCAUCAUCAUCACCAUGCACGAUCAAUCCACUGCUGGAUGAAGGCCUCGCCAAGCAGUUGUCAUUUUACACGCUCCCUGAGAGGGAAAUAUCCACCACGGUACCUGCACACGAUCCGCUUUCAUCGCUACAUCUCCUCGCGGACGUGCUCUCUAGCGUGUUUCCCACCGGAGGGUGGCAUUUACACCGCUGAGUCUGGCAGAUGAGCACCAGUGGUGACUUGGUUGAGCAGGGAAGACACAUUGACCGUCUCAAAGCUGCCUCUUUCAUUAUUACACCAAAGAGCCUGGCUGUUGUCCUGUUUGGUCGAUCGCUGACAGUCAUGGUGAGGUUGUACCACGGAUCUGGAGAAGGAAGGCGCUUUCCUACAAUGUGUAUUUGUAUACAUUUACCUGCUGUCAUUUCACAUGUAAUGGAUACUGAGUAUUGCUCUGUAGACACAAGGUAGACAUGUCCCUGUUGCAUAUUGGGGGACGAAGUCACUUGCGCAGUCACUCCUAGAAUAGAGGAUGAAUUGUGCAUUAUUAUUGUUUUCCACAUUUUAUUAAUAUUGCGCAGCGUAUGAAACAAGGUGUAGGAGUCUGUAUGGAAAAACUCUGAUCCCUCAAUGGCUUUUUUACUGCUGGUACUGUAGCACGCCAUAGCGGAACAAAGCUCGCUAAUGAACAGUAGCUCCCUGGGCAAGGUAGGCAAGGAAGUCCACGUUAAAGAAAGACAACCCAUAAAACGUAAUAAUGCAAGAAUACUAAUAAUAAUGAUCGUACGAGUGUCCAUAUCGUACCCAUAACAUAAGGAAAUGUCUCCACUAAGAUUCAUCUUUACACUCCUACUACACAAUUUGGUUUGAUGAGGUCUGAAUGCAAAUUCGAUGUGUGCAAUAUAGUGGAUUGUGGGUAAAUAUAUAAUUAAGGUGUGGCCAAAAUAAAAUAGUGCUCCUGUCCAGAGCAUUUGCCUAUUUGAAGUAAACCUUGGACCGGUUUUGACUUUAUUUGGGUCUCAUCAGCAGAGCGUGUCUUCCACCAAUGCCCAUGGGAGCUCUCGACACGUUCGGAUCUCUGGCUCAAAUGACCAUCUCAACUGCUUACGGAAUUCUCACAUGUUAGAAUUUUUCCCAAAUUUAUUAGUUGUGUUUCCGGCAUAAUGUCACGAGAGGAUGAAUCCAUUCACAACUCUGACAGGGCAGUGCGUUAUCCCCGUGGUAGAGAACGGCCUAUAGAAAGUGGACAUCACAGAGCUCCCUCUGAGAUGCCUUCAAGUGGCCUCUGGUGUACCCAUCAUGGGGGCAGUACAUUCCUACACGCCCUGCCACUGAGAGAAAUGUUCGUCGCAAGACAGUCAAACUCAUGUAUUUAAUUCUCAAAGCUGGAAUAGGCAAAUUUAAUCACGGAAUAAAUGUGGUCUUUGUGUGCAGUUUUUGACCGGGCUGAGGCCGUCGACUAACAACACUUGAGAACCUCUGAUCCAUGUGCCACCUUUACAGAUCUUUUUAUGCACUGUAUAUGCGGUUUAAUAAGCAUUCAGAUAUUUUCAGAAGGAUAUUUAUCUCUGAGUGGAUUAAUGGAGGGAUGGAAGUUAUCUAACAUAUGAUAAUUUCCUUUUCAUUCACAAUCAAUGUUGCUGAUUAUUCUCUUGCUACUUUACUGUCGGUUGUAAGGGUCACUGUGUUAAACUUUUUAAAGUUUACUCUAUAAACGUUACUCAUAGUUUAUCAUUUGGCUAUUGACUGUGUUUACAAAUUAAUCAUUUGAAAUGAUGUACAGCCGUCUGGAAAGAAAACAUACGGUACUGGUAUGAGCUUGUUAAUUUGUUUACAACGUUCCUGUUGGUUUUGUUAUUCUGGGUGUUCUUAUUUACAAUUUUAAAUAGGGUUUUAAAAAUAGAAAAUUGGCUAGGUGUUGAACAAUUCAUUUCAACAGGCGAUUGGAUGAAUUGUCACGAUUUGGAGUCGUUCGAUUCGAGCCUCAAGCAAUUUUGUCUCGUUUUUUAUUGUCUCAUUGGUUCUGUUUACCCCGAGUGUUAUCGGGGUCUUGUUUGUUCCAUUAACCUAAAUCUGUAAUAUCCUGUGGAGCACACGUGGCUCAGUGGUACAGCAAGCGGAAGGUUGAAGUUCAUAUCCUGAUUAUGGGUUCACUCAGCUCAUCAAUCAUCUACUGCACACGUGACCACGAAUGUGAAUCGCUUGUCCCUAGGUCUCUCAUCUCGCGAUAUCUUGUUUCUUUCUCUCUUCUCGCUAAUCUGUAUUUCCUCAUGUCCCAGCUAGCCAGAUUAAUUAUUAGCAGGCCAUAGCUCAGCGGGCCCCUCCAAAGGGCCUACAUCUGGCACACCAUUUGAAGAGCCCUGGCCUAAAGGGACAUGAACAUGUAAUCCACAUUAAUUAUAAAUACAUUUCUCGGACGCACAAUUCGAUGCGUGUAUUGUGAGCACAAGACUCGAUCUGGCAUGUAAUAAUUGUAAUUCAAUGCAUUUACAUGUUAAAUAAUUUGUUACAUGCCCAAUAAAUAUGUAAUGGAUAAAGUUUGAAAUAUUUUUAUGGACUGUGGGGACGAUUGUUUGGUCACAAAUAUAUGCCACUCCUAAACUUGUUUUUGUUUACUUCACAAUAGUCGGUGCCGAUUGGUGAAAGCAGGGACCAUAAACGUGGGAGGGUAAUACAGUACAACAAUGGAUGUUGCUGCAUUGCCCUCUGUUGCCUGCAACAUAGUGGCGCAGCAGCCUAGAACAGCUCUGUACUCGCCUGUCUCGUGCGUUGUGAUCGCCCAUCCAACUACUCUACAGGCUCAACCCUACUUAGCUUCCGAGAUCCAGCAGGAUGCGAUGCAUUCCUGGUUAUUGUCGUUGGUUAAUCAUGAUAACAUCUUGAGAUUGGUUUCAUAGGAAAAAUGUGAACAGUGAAAGUGUAUGUUGCAUAGCAAUAUAAUGUUGCUACAGAACUCCAAAAAAUCUGCGGAGAUAUGGGAAUGGGUUUUUCGCAGAUUCCGUAAUCUGCGAUGUUAAUCUAGAAAAUCCGCGAGAAAAAAUGGUGGACUUUGAGGUUUUAGCCACGCGUCUCCAUAAAUCCAUGAGAAAUAUAUGGAUUAUAGAAGCAGGGAAGCACGUAACGAUACUCCAGAGCAAAUUGUCAGCACAGUGACAUCUGUUUAUAUUGUUCUCUCCCUGUAUCUCCAUGUGUCUCUCUGUGUCUUUGUCUCUCAAGCACUUCAAACACAUCUCCAUUGUGACUUUUACCUCAAACAAAAGGUAAAUGCCAUCGCUGGUGUCUUGUGAAAGAGGCAUUUUACUUGGCAGAUUACAGGAGUUUUUAGCUGCCCUCCAAAUGUCCCCAAGUUCUCAGGCGUUUUGAUUUUCUCCUCCGCAGAUGACGAAAGUUGCAGUAAACCGCGGUUGCCACAGAUUUUAGAAUUCCCGGAUUUAUUGGAGUUCUACUGUAAUCGUAAAACGAGUCGUGGUAUAAAUAAACAACGUGGUGCUUAUUGUUUGGUAUUUGUAAUACUAAUAUAUACUACUAUGGAAAUAGUGGAUGCAUUGAAUUUAGUCUGAAUUUUACAGUUUAUAACUGUAUUUCUGUUGUAAUUAUUUUAGAUAACUUGGAACAAUAGGCUCAUUGUUUACCAUUAAAACUGUGAGCCGAGGGCAAGGCUAUCAGACACUUCCCAAAUGCCGGUCACGCUAUCAGACGUCAAAUACAGCACGGAGGUUUCCUGUGGCGCCUCGUGGCAGGGCCUGCGCUGCAAGAUUCGCAACGCCACUGGACGGACGGCCACGAGUGGUGAAAUAAACCCCAAACUGUUCUCAAAGGUGACGUGGCAUUCGUGAAGAAAUGGUGUGGAUGUAAAUAAGGUACAAUCUUGUUAUAAAACCAUCCCAUGUCGAUA
Messenger RNA from Lethenteron reissneri (Far Eastern brook lamprey), 5853 nucleotides. RefSeq names its product solute carrier family 39 member 3 (gene SLC39A3). Gene Ontology annotation, cellular component: plasma membrane. NCBI's taxonomy places the organism in Eukaryota, Metazoa, Chordata, Hyperoartia, Petromyzontiformes, Petromyzontidae. Gene Ontology annotation, biological process: zinc ion transmembrane transport. The record is from RefSeq and is a predicted model, not a curated record. Gene Ontology annotation, molecular function: zinc ion transmembrane transporter activity.